This is a messenger RNA of Caenorhabditis elegans, 1437 nucleotides long. RefSeq names its product Messenger RNA-binding inhibitor of apoptosis 1 (gene mina-1). The coding region runs from base 40 to 1221 and encodes 393 amino acids. NCBI's taxonomy places the organism in Eukaryota, Metazoa, Nematoda, Chromadorea, Rhabditida, Rhabditidae. Gene Ontology annotation, molecular function: nucleic acid binding; RNA binding. The record is from RefSeq and is marked reviewed. The transcript is spliced from 7 exons. Gene Ontology annotation, cellular component: perinuclear region of cytoplasm.
AGCACUUUUCUUCUUCUUAAAUCGAUAUUUUAAAAGAAAAUGGACGACUCAACGCCGUACCCUGUUCCUCAAGAACUUUAUAUUCCCCAAAAAAUGAAGGCAUUCAUGGCAGAACCUCAAGGAUGCGCUCUGGUUGCAGCUCUUGAAGGACAGUUUCAAUGCUCCAUAGUUGUAAUCAACGAUCAUCUCUCUGUGAUCAGCAGUGCUGAUGGUGUCGCAGUGGACAUAAAUCAAAUUGAAAAAAUCUUACGGGACGUAUGGCGAAAGAGAGAUGUUCAAAUUAUGAUACGAGAGGCUGCCCUCAAUGCAUCUUGUACACACAUUUGUCAUACUCUUCUACCACGGGCAUACUGUGCUGUUGUUCUCUUCUUCUCUUCUGAUUUGCAACGGAGAUCCCGCUGCACUGAUAUUAUCAUUGACCAGUUCACUGGCAAGGUAACAAUGUUCGGAACUGAGCAAGCUGUCAAUAAAGCGAGAGAGAUGAUGAUAGAAUGUUUGACAGAACAUUUCGGUCUUCUGGAAAUGAAUAUUCCGCCUACACAACGAACCACACGAAUGGGCUACACAAAUUCGUACAAUCCGGAAAUUCGAACACACCUCCCACCAAAUAGCUUUCUGAACUCAGUGUUUCCGAUGGGCGAGCCGAACGCGAUAUUGACAUCGACACCGCCGACGACGUCUAUUAUGGAUGAACCUCUUCUUUCCGCAAGCCUAGAGAAGCACCUCCUUUUCCCAUCGGAUUUUUCGGUUCCACCUCCAAGGCUUUCUCCAGUGCAAGAGCUUCCUUUAACCCCACCAAAAACAUGCGUUGUCGAAAAAAUCAAGCAAUGGAUUCCAACCACGGAAGUAGGAAAAAUAUUAGGAAAUCGUGCUGCAGUGAAAAAGCAUAUCGAGAGACAAUUCAAUUGCGUUAUUACCGUUCACACUGAAGUCCAGUCUUCAUUCGGAGCUACACCGGUAGAAAUCGUGGCUCAGAACAAAGAACAAUGUCAGGAAGCACGCAAUGCAGUUAUGUCCCUCAUGCAAUCACACCAGGACAAACCUGCUUCAAAUCCUCCCGAUUCUGGGUUCAGUACGCCUGGAUCUCCAUUCACUUCAGAUAGUUCUUCAACAACUCCCGAGAAGCGUGGUAAUUCGAGACAAUAUCAUCGCGGCAGUUUCCGUGAUCAGCCAAAGGUGAUGCUUGCAUUGACACCACGUAAACUUUCCCCGUCUGAUUAAUACCUGUGAUAUUCGUUCCUUGUCCCCUCUAUAUCAUGCACCCUAUUUUUCUUCUGAUAUCAUUUUUCAUGUGGAUGCCAAACUCUGUUUCAUUUCAUUUAUUAGUUCCUUUUGCUUGCUCAUGUAUUUUGUUUUCUAGAUUAAUCCUGUGAUGCUUUGUGUAAAAUGCUGAUUGCCUUGUUCGUUGUGUGUUAUUAAUAAAAACUUCUUCUUCUU